AGCCAACUUCUGCAGCUGAGGAUCCCAGUGAAAUUCCCCGCCUUCGACCACUGCCCAAUUCACACUGCACCCGACCCCUUUGGCCCCUCCUACAGAGGCCCCAGCAGGAAUCAUCUGGUCUGGAUCAGCAUAAAAAUGAAUGGAUCUGCUUCUGAAAUGCGCCCCCCUGUGGAGUGUAAGAGAAAGAGCCCUGAGAGUGUCCUGGUGAAGAGAGCAGACUCCCCUGUACCUAGCUGUGUUUCCCUGAAGAGUGACAGGUCAAUGGGCCCCCCACUCAACUUCAGAGAGGGACCUUUUCCUACAGAUCAAAGAGAUCAAAUGGAAGAAUGCAGUGCAGAUCUACAUGAUAAAUCGGGUUUAUCAUCCAUAUUGAAGUCGCUAGAGGAAAAAGCCAUGAAGUUCCUAAAAGAGGAACUGAAGACGUUUGUGAGGCACCUAGAUCAGAAUUACCCAGAAUGCUCUGAGCCUCAACUGGAGGAGGACAAUGACCUGGACUGUGAUGGUCAGAUGCAGAAGACCAGUGUUAGAGAGGUAGCUCUGAAGAUCACACUGUACAUCCUGAGGACCAUGAAGCAAAAUGAUCUUGCUGACCUGCUGGACAAGAGACAGCUCAUGCUACAGGAUAUCAAAGCUAAACUUAAGAAGCAAUUUGAGUGUGUAUUUGAAGGGAAAGCUAAGGAAGGACAGCCAACACUUCUAAGUGAGAUUUACACAGAACUCUACAUAACUGAAGGUGGGACUGGAACAGUCAAUGAUGAACAUGAAGUGAGACAGAUUGAAACAGUAUCCAAGAAAAGGCAAACAGAAGAUACUACAGUCAAGUGCAAAGAUAUAUUUAAACCCUUAUGUGGGCGUGUGACACCGAUCAGAACUGUACUCACGAAAGGGGUGGCAGGUAUCGGGAAAACAGUCUCUGUGCAGAAAUUUAUUCUCGACUGGGCAGAAGGAAAAGCAAACCAGGAUGUUCACUUCAUAUUUGCUCUUCCUUUCCGGGACCUGAAUUUGAUUAAGGGUGAAUACAGUCUGAUUGAACUGCUUCACCACUUUGUCCCAGAACUGAAAUCAUUUCAAUCCACUGACCUGUUUAGCUCCAAAGUCUUGUUCAUCUUUAAUGGUCUGGAUGAGUGUCGCCUUCCUCUGGAUUUUCAGAACAAUGAGAGCUGGUUUGAUGUAACAAAGAAAACGUCACUAGAUGUGCUGUUGACUAACCUCAUUAAGGGGAAUCUGCUCCCAUCCGCUCUCCUCUGGAUAACCUCCCGGCCAGCAGCAGCCAAUCAGAUACCUGCUAAGUGUGUCCACCAGGUGACAGAGAUACGAGGGUUCAGUGAUGCCCAGAAGGAGGAGUAUUUCAAGAAGAGAUUUAAUGAUCAGAGCCUGGCCAGCAGGAUUAUCGCACAUGUGAAAUCAUCAAGGAGCCUCUUCAUCAUGUGCCACAUACCUGUGUUCUGCUGGAUUUCAGCCACUGUGCUUGAGAGGCUUUUUAGCGAGACUGACAGUGGAGAAAUUCCAAGGACUCUGACUGAAAUGUACACACACUUCCUGAUCUUUCAGACAAGUUUAAAAAAUGACAAAUAUAUGAAAAACCAUGAAACUAAGCUUAAGAAAUACAGCAAGGAAUUCCUUUUAAAACUUGGUAAACUUGCUUUUGACAACCUUGAGAAAGGCAAUCUCAUAUUUUAUGAGCAUGAUCUGUCAGAGAAUGGCAUUGAUGUCACUGAAACUUCAGUUUACUCUGGAGUGUGCACAGAAGUCUUUAAAGAGGAGUAUGGGUUGUACCAGGAGAAGGUGUACUGCUUUGUGCAUCUGAGCAUCCAGGAGUAUCUCGCUGCUUUAUAUGUGUUUCUGUCAAACUCAUCAGCUGACUUGCUGGAGACUGCAGUGGAUCAGGCAUUAGAGAGCAAGAAUGGACACUUGGACCUCUACCUCCGCUUCCUGCUGGGCCUCUCAACAGACUCCAGUAAGACUCUGUUACAAAGACUACUGGGGCCGACAAGAAUCAGCUCACAUACCAUUAAGGGUACAGCCCAGUACAUCAAGAGGAAAAUAAAGGAGAAUUUAUCUCCAGAAAGGACCAUCAAUCUGUUCCACUGUCUGACUGAACUGGGUGACAAUUCUCUAGUAGAGGAAGUACAAAGAUACCUGAAUUCAGGAAACAUUUCAGCAGAUGACCUCUCACCUGCACAGUACUCAGCUCUGGCCUUUGUGAUGCUGAUGUCAGAUGAGGAGCUGGAUGUGUUUGACCUGAAGAAAUACAUCAGAUCAGAUGAAGAGCACUGCAGGCUGCUGCCUGUGGUCAAGAACUCCAGGACGGCUCUGCUGAACAGCUGUGAUCUCAUAGAUAAACACUGUGAAGUGCUGUCUUCAGCUCUCAGAUCAAACUCCUCACCCCUGAGAGAGCUGGACCUGAGUGACAAUGACCUGCAGGACUCAGGAGUGAAGCUGCUCUCUGCUGGACUGGGGGACUUACACUGUAAACUGGAGAUACUGAGGCUGUCAGGCUGUAGAGUCACAGAAGAAGGCUGUUCUUCCCUGGCUUCAGCUCUGAGGUCAAACCCCUCACACCUGAGAGAGCUGGAUCUGAGCUACAAUCACCCAGGAGAUUCAGGAGUGAAGCUACUCUCUGCUGUACUGGAGGAUCUCAGCUGUAAACUGGAGAAGCUGCAGGUGGGCCGGUGUGAACUCACAGAGAAAUGCUGUGAGGCACUGGCUUCAGCUCUCAGAUCAAACUCCUCACCCCUGAGAGAGCUGGACCUGAGUGACAAUGACCUGCAGGACUCAGGAGUGAAGCUGCUCUCUGCUGGACUGGGGGACUUACACUGCAACCUGGAGAUACUGAGGUCAGUCUGACUGGGUAUUCCACACUGUAAACUGGGGGUAGUGAGGUGAGUAUUACUGGGUAUUUCACACUGUACGCUGGAAAUACUAAGGUAGAAAAUAACUAAUGAUUUCAAAAUAAAGCAGGAGUAUCUAAGUCUAGGGGUUGACUUAAAAAAUAACAUUAGAUUCGCUACAGUAAGUGGAAUGUCGAAAGUAAGACUGCAUUGGAGGUUAAGGAUGACAUUAAAAGUUUCUUCCAAUAUUUUAACUCCAAAAGAGCUCUAAAAGCUGAAAUCACUCAUCUGCAGGAUAGUAACGGCCUUAUAAUUGAAAAUGAAAAUUAAUAUAGUAAAUGAGUUUAAUGAUUAUUUUACACGGGUGUUCACAGUAGAGGACAUGAUUAAAUUACCACCAUUUAGUACAAAUACAGUGUCCUAUAUAAACAAUAUACAGUCCCUCCACAAUUAUUGCCCCCCUUGUAAAGAUUUGUAAAAAGGGUUAGAAAAAAAUCCACCUUUUAGUGAAGCAGCUUCAUCUCACACUGAAAAAAUGAGAAAAAUCCAACCUUUCAUUGAAAUAAAUUUAUUCAAAGAAAAACAAAUCCUUCAUCAAGAAAUAAUUAUUUUCAACAAAAACGAUU
Brienomyrus brachyistius is the source of this 3457-nucleotide messenger RNA. Its product is annotated as NLR family CARD domain-containing protein 3-like. The transcript has 9 exons. Gene Ontology annotation, molecular function: protein binding. Bases 136 to 2847 code for a protein of 903 amino acids. NCBI's taxonomy places the organism in Eukaryota, Metazoa, Chordata, Actinopteri, Osteoglossiformes, Mormyridae. The record is from RefSeq and is a predicted model, not a curated record.